Molecule: messenger RNA, 21062 nt
Organism: Cinara cedri
Lineage: Eukaryota; Metazoa; Arthropoda; Insecta; Hemiptera; Aphididae
Source: the annotation of a GenBank genome assembly
AUGAACGAACCAGCCUUUAAGUCGAGUUUGAGAAUUAUGAAGUAUUCAAGUAUAAAAUUAAUUACUUUAUUUGAGUUACUGGACUUUAUUAAUGUGAUAAUAUUAUUCAUAAUAUUGACGUUUAACGAAAACGUAUUUUCUAAUAGAAAUAAUAAUUAUUGAUAUAUUUAAUUUAGAACCAAAAUAUAAAAUACAAAUAUAAUGAAUGAGCUAAUUUAUAAUAUAUUUUAAUAUAUUUUCGUUGCAGGUCGGUCUUACCCGAUUGCCGUAAAAGAAACCUACAAGAAAGGUAUAGCUACAUAUUUACACAUUGAACUAUCAUAAAAUUAUAAUAUCUUAUAUAAUAUUUUAAUUUAAUUUAAAACAUAAUAGACAUAGUGCACAGGGUAUUUUUUUAACACUUGUUAUAUUAUGUUUUGUAUAUUAAUUUUUAUUUUUUUGGAAUGAAAUUCAUUUGUGAUCAAAUAUAACCGUUUGACUUCUGUGUGAUAGCACCUUUUAAAAGUUAAAAUGGACCAAUAUUUAACGGUGGCAUCUGCAAUUGCGAGGAAUAAAAACGAGGAACAAAUUGAUGAAAAUAAAAAUGCCAACAUUAAAAUAUAUACAAAAAUUAUAGUAGUAUAUAAUUUUGGUGCCGAUAAUGAUUUUAAAAUAAGAAUCCAACAAAUAAUAUUAAUAUAAUAACAGCAUUAAAGUUUUGUUGCGAGUUUGCUUAAAUUUUUGAAACAAAAAAUGUUGAUAAAACUAUAAAAGUGUUUAGUAUUAAAAAAAUAAUUUAUUUAUAAAAUUAAAAUAAUAAAACACCUACCUACUUAAAUACUAUCUAUAAAACAUAUACAAAAACAAAUAAUAUUGUCAUUGUAGGUAGAGACGAAGACGUUGCACCAUAUAUGUUGCAAACUGAAUUGUUCAUCAAAACGUUUUACGAUGAAGGUCCGGGUACUGUAGAUGACUUUGAAAUAGGUCUUCAAAAGCUAGCAGUAAGUCAAUAUCGAAUUGCUGUCAUAUUUUUACAGUAUAUGAUAUCAAUAUUUAUAUUUUAUUCCUACGUAAUAUAUUAAUUGAUGUAAGGAAUGUGAUAAAAAAUUCGAAGAGAUAAUGUCAAAAAAAAGUGUAAUGGAAUACUUGUCACUAGUAUAUGGAAUGCCACAAAAAAUUUUCACAGAUCUUGAUAAUGCAUAUGAAGAAUUUGAUAAUAUUCGGUUAGUUUUUGAUUUAUAUUUACGACAAAAGAUUGAGAGAGAAAAUUGGUCUAAAACGUUAUGGUCAGAAUUAAACCCACAAUUGUUAUCAGAGGGCAUGGACAAUUUUUUAAAACAGUUCAAACAACUUCCAAAAGAAAGUCGGUCUUUGUCGAUUGCAUUAAUUUUAAAGGAAGAUAUGAGAAUAUUUAAAAAUGCCAUUCCAUUAUUCAUCGAGCUUAAAAAUGAUGCAAUGAAAGAAACCCACUGGGAAAAACUUAUGGAACAAACUGGUAAGUUUUCAAAAUCAAUGUAAUCCAGAACAUUAAUUUCGAUAUUUUUUUUUUCAAGGUCAAUAUUUUGAUAUAAAUCCUGAAGUAUUAACAUUAGAAAACAUUUUUAGCAUGGAUUUAGGCAAGUAUAAAGACAUAUGUAUGGAAAUAGUUGCUAACUCAGUUAAAGAAAUGAGUAUUGAACUUACUAUCAAAGACAUAGAAAAGGUAAGUAUAAUAUUAUUACCUAUUUUGGAGAUAUAUCUACUAAUUUAAAAGUACAGAUGACUUCUUAAAAACCGAUAAACUCUAUUGCUCUUUGACUUCUACGUUAGUCAGUCGUAUGUACUUUGGUCGGUUUUGAUCAUUCACUUUUGUAACCGUUUUUAUAGUCUAUUAACUACUGCCUUCCAUCAUAGUUCACCGUUAUUGCUAUCACCGCUCCUCGUACGGGUAACCACCGAUCACCGCAGCUGCCAUAAUAACGACCAAAGAAAAGUAGAAUUUAGAAAAGAAUUUAAUGUAUAUUAAUCGCAAUGAUUAAUUAUUUCUAAUGAAAAACGAUUCUGAACAAAGUUCGGUUAUACAUGUUUUGAAAGGCCGAAAUAUAAUUACGAUUUUCGUCAAAAUUUGAUAUAAAAACGCAUAAAAAAAAAUCUACAUUACACUCAAUUUUUAUUUAAUCGUUUUCACCACAAAUUAAGACUUAUAAUGAACCUCCUGUUCAAUUUUCAAGCAUUUCUGUUUGGUCUCACAACGUUAUCCACAGAUUACUUGCCGAAUAAAAAUUACAUAAAAACAUUAAAAUGUCAACAAACAGCUCAAAAAUGGCUAAAAUAUUUCCAAAAUUUGACCACAUCUAAAAAGGCAAAUAUAAGUUUUUCUGGCCUAAAUUCAAGUCUCUAAAAAUAUUUUUAACUGAAUCACAACGAAAAAUAAAAUUGAAAAUAAUACAUUUCGUACAUUUUCCCGUUUUACCUAAGUUUUUUCCCAGUUUUUUUCCACUUAUAUUGAAAACCCAUUUAGAGAAUCGAAAAAUAACACUCUUGAAGUACCACCCAGAUAAAAUUUUCUUUCAGAAAAGGCGCUACACUUGAAAAUCGAAACAAGGUUUGUAGUAGACAAGUUGUUUACAGAUAAAAAAAAAAAUUUAUCAUUAUAAAACCAAUAUAAUUCCUCGCUUCGCUAAGAAUCUAUAACUGAGUAUGUUAGGUUAACCAAAUACUACUUUUGUAUAUUUAUUUUGAUUAUUAUUUUAAAUAAUAUAAACAUUAAAUACUUACAUUUUGAAUUAUCAUAUUGUCUUAACCAAAUUAUUAUUUAUUUAAAUAGAAUUGGGAAAAUAUGUUAAUUAAUAUAGUCGAAUAUAUAAAAAAUGAUAAAAUUCGAGGUUUGAUCAUGGGAGAUUUAACUGAAAUUUUUCAACUCCUGGAAGACAAUGGAAUGACUCUUCAGAGCUUGGCUGGUUCUCCGUAAUUACACUUAUAAGUUAUAAGUUAAGUUUUUUCUCAUUUAAAAAUACUAAUACAUGUUUAAAUUUUACGUGCAUAGGUUUGUUGGUGAAUUUCUACACAUUGUUCAAAAAUGGUACAAAGAUUUAGAAUUAAUAAGUAACAUCCUUACUGUAUGGGAUUUAGUACAAUUAAAAUGGAUGUAUUUAGAAGAGAUAUUUCUCGAUAGUAAAUUUCGAUCACAACUGCCCAACGAAUCCAUGCAAUUCGAUGCUUUAAAUAACAUAUUUACAUCAGUGAUUAAAAAUAUUGCAAAAAACCCAAGAAUAAUGAAUUUAUGUAGCAAACCAGAAUUAUUAGAUGAAUUAAAUCAAUUAUUGGAAGAAUUUGAAACGUGUCAAAAAUUGCUGAACAAGUAUUUAGACACCAAACGAAACUCUUUCCCAAGGUUCUAUUUUUUAUCGGACAGUGAAUUACUAUCAGUUUUGGGUAACACACAUAAUCCUGAAGGUAUCCAAGAACACAUUGUUAAGAUGUUUGAUAAUGUUGGAAGUCUGUCGUUCAUAACUAAUUUACGUAGAAAUACUUUAAUAAACGCUAUGAUUUCAUGUGAAAAAGAAACUAUGGGAUUUAAAACUAAUGUCUUAGUCGAAGGCCCGGUUGAGUAUUGGAUGUUAAGUGUGUUAACAGAAAUGUGGAACUCUAAUAGAUAUUUAAUAAAAAAGUCUAUAUUUGAAUAUGGAAAUACCAAGAAAUCUCGAUGUGAGUGGAUGUUAGAUUUUCAAGGACAGAUGUGUUUAGCCGCUAACGGCGUUUGGUGGACAGCAGAGGUUGAAUACGUUUUUAUGGAAUUUGAAAAAGUAUAUUAUAAGAACUUAUUAAAUUUUUACUUACCUUAUAAUAAUAUUCAUAAAUAAUAGUUUUUGUUAUUAGGGAAAUAACUAUGCAAUGAAAAACUAUUUAGAACAAUCAAAUAAACAGCUGGACGAGUUGAUCAUACAAGUGAGAGGUGAACUUUCCUCAAACGACCGAAAAAAAUUCAACACCGUGUUAAUCGUUGAUGUGCAUGCCAGAGACGUCAUUGAAAACUUUGUUCGAGACGGAAUUGUAAAAAAUCAAGAAUUUGACUGGGAAAGCCAGUUAAGAUAUUACUGGAAAAAAGAUUCUGACUUUGGUAAUUUAAUAGUCGACCAAUGUUCUGGAACAUUUUCGUAUGGAUAUGACUACAUGGGAUUAAAUGGACGUUUAGUAAUAACUCCGCUAACAGAUCGCAUUUACCUAACGAUCACUCAAGCACUUUCGAUGCAAUUGGGUUGUGCCCCUGCUGGUAAUUUUCGUAUUUAACUAAAUUUAGUUCUAUAAAAAUAAAAAUAAAUGUAAUAUCAUUUUAAGGGCCCGCUGGUACUGGUAAAACCGAAACUGUUAAAGACUUGGCAAAAGCGUUAGGGAUAUUAUGUAUGGUGACGAACUGCGGAGAAGGAAUGGACUAUCAAGCUUUUGGUAUAAUAUUGGAUGGCUUAUGUCAAUGUGGCGCUUGGGGUUGUUUCGACGAGUUUAAUAGAAUUGAUGUAUCGGUGCUUUCCGUCAUUUCAACUCAAUUGGGUACCAUCAGAAAUGCGUUACUCGAAAAAACUGAAACAUUUAUGGUAGGAAAUAUACAUCAUUACAUGUUUAACAUAUUCUUAUUUAAUUUUGAUUCUCAUUUAAAAAAAAACUUAUAUAAUUUAGUUUAGGGGUAGAGAUUCCAAACUUGAUAAUAAGGUCGGGAUAUUUAUAACAAUGAAUCCAGGUUACGCCGGACGUACAGAAUUACCGGGAACCGUGAAAAUUUUUUUCCGACCUGUCAUCUGUGUACUUCCAGAUUUGGAGCUAAUUUGUUUAAUAAUGCUAUUCUCUGAAGGUUUUUUAAAUGCUAAAGUAUUGGCGAAAAAAAUGGCGGUCUUAUAUAAAUUGGCCAGAGAACAAUUAUCAAAACAGUCCCAUUAUGACUUUGGAUUAAGAGCAUUGAAAUCAGUACUCGUUAUCGCAGGAGAGUUAAAAAGAAGUGCACCGGAUAUUGAUGAAAAUGUCGUAUUAAUGAGAGCGUUAAGGUUAGUAAAAACUAAAAUAUGAUUUUUUAGUUAUGCCAACUAAAAAAUCAACUUAAUAUUUUAGAGAUAUGAACUUACCUAAAUUUGUAUAUGACGACGUACCUCUUUUUCUGGGUCUUAUUACUGAUUUAUUUCCUGGACUGCAAUGUCCACGAGUAACAUAUCCGGAAUUUAGUAAAGCAGUCGAUAAUGAAAUACAAAAGAAAUCAUAUGUACCAAUUGAAAAUCAAGUAAAAAAUCAUAUUUAAAAAUUAUAUAUAUAUUAUAAUACAAUAUCAUGAAUCAUGAUAAUAAAGGAUAUCCGGAUAAAACAAAUAAUAAUAAUUGACUACACUUGAUGUCAAAACUCAAAAUGUAUGAUAUAAGUAUCAAUAUAAAUAAAAAAGAAUAAAGUAUUUAUAAUUAUAUAGGUACUGUGGUAUCCCGUCAAUAGAUAGUGGCUAAUUAAUAGCGCGACAAUUGAUAGUGGACAAUAGAUGCACGACAAUUUAUAGUAUACGACGUUUAAAACGAUAUUUUAAAAUUCUAAAGCAAAAAGGCCAACACAUUUAUUUUUAUACAUUUAGUAGAUAAACUUCAAUUGCCGAUAAUCUACUAUUAUUUUUAUUUAUUUUGUUGUCAGUUUAUCAUACAAUUUUUAUACUAGCAAUUUCAUUUUUAAUAUUAUAUUAGUCUUAAUAAAAGUAUACUUCUAUGAGUGCAUAAACAAGACAGUAAUUAUGACUUAACGGUUCAUUAAAAGUGAAAGAGGCACCGAGUCGGUAGAUAAACAUUGACAUUUAUCCGCAUAAAUUUAAUAAGCCAGAAAAAAGUAUUUGGUGGUGUGUGCAAUAUAAAAAAAAUGUAGAGAAAAAGUUUAUGUAUCUAAUGGUGAAAAAGUAAAAUACUUGGAUCAUAAUAAUGUUCCGGAUAUUUCCAAAAUUGAAGCCAAAUUACAGGUCAAUGAAAUAAAAAAAAAGGCCAGAAAUGCCUAUUGUCCAACAUUUAUUGACACACAAUUGACCACUAUCUAUUGAUAUGGAUCAAAGUACUGUAUUAGUUAAAAUAUAGGUACUCGGAUACUUGUUUGCCCCGCCACUACACCGUAUACAAUUUAUCUCCCUGUCAUUCUUGUUUGUUAUCGCCCCGCCAUAUAGUUGUAUAAUUAGUGUGCCGUUGUUGUUCCUACAGUUAUCGUGUUAACUCGUGAUAGAUGAUCUAUUUUAAAAAAUAUUUUAGAAAAUAACUGCAUUUUAUUUCAUAAGUAGAUUAAUUAUUAUAUCAUUAGUAUGUUGCUUUUAGGCUGUGAUCGAUUGAAGUAAUUAUCUACGUGAGGUGUGUGUAUGGAAGUUAGAAAAUAAUCAAAAUAAAGAAAUUGGUGAUCCCAGUCUUUUUUUCGAAAUAGAUAAAAGUUUAUUUAUGCGUAGAAAUUAUAAUGCUGGACGUAUUUUAUCACAGCAAUAGAUUUUCAGAGGAAUAUGUCGGAAAACCAAAGCGUGUGUUUUAUAAUUAGUGUACCAGAUCGAUCAGAGAAAAACUGGUUACCUAAAAUACAAAAAUAUAUAAAACCAGGCUCAAUAAUUUUGUCAGAUUGUUGGAAAGCUUAUAAUAAUUUGCAACAAUUGGAUUUCCAACAUAAUACUGUUAACAUCACCCACAUUUUGUUGAUCCUGACACAGAGAAACAUACCCAAAACAUUGAGAAGUUGUGGAGAUCUGCUUAAUAGAGAAAUAAAAAUCGUCGUAGAACUAAUUGAAAUUUUCUGGAAUCUUAUUUGGCAAAAUUUAUGUGGAGAACACUUCUUGAGGAACAAGAUGCAUUUGAAACUAUCUUGAAAGAUACUUCAGAGUUCUGACCUCAUUUGUAGUAUUUCUUUUUACACAUACAUUGUUUAAAUUUACUCGAAAUGAAAUAACGUUUUAAAAUUAUUUAUUUAUUUAAUAAUUAAAAUUAUAUAUAUAUACUUACUUAUUUCUAGAUGGAUAAAGUUACUCAAUUGUAUGAAACUAUGAUGACAAGACAUUCGACCAUGGUUGUAGGCCCUACUGGAGGUGGGAAAACAGUUGUUAUUAAUACACUAAUUGGUGCACAGUGUUCUCUCGGAUUACCAACGUCUGUCCAAACAUUGAAUCCCAAGGUUAGUAAAUAAAUUGCAGUGCGAUAGAAGCAAUUUAUUUCAUGCAUUCCAAAAUAUAUUUAAUACAUUUUUUAGAACAAAUUAUUAAUUGGCAGGCAUGUCCUGUGAUUGAGUUAUAUGGAUUUUUCGAUCUAGUCACUAGAGAUUGGACGGACGGGCUGCUGUCAAAUAUAUUUAGAGAAGUGAACAAACCAAUACCAGAAAACCGACCAGAAAGAAAAUAUAUAUUAUUCGACGGUGACGUGGAUGCUUUAUGGAUAGAAAAUAUGAAUUCGGUUAUGGACGACAAUAAACUUUUGACAUUGGCUAAUGGCGAACGUAUUAGACUGUUACUUCAUUGUGCAUUAUUAUUUGAAGUCAAUAAUUUUAUGUCAUCAAAACUUCAGUGAUAAUUUAACACAAUAAUAAUGUUCUUCAGGUUAGCGACUUGCGGUAUGCGUCACCGGCUACGGUCUCUAGGGCAGGCAUGGUGUACGUAGAUCCUAAAAAUCUGGGAUACACUCCGUACUGGGAUAAAUUUGUAUUGAAAACUUAUACAGACCGAGACGUUUUAAAUUUAUUAUUCGACAAAUAUGUCCCGGCUAUUUUGGAUCGUAUAUUUGAGGGUACCGUUGGAUUCGAAAAAUUCACUCCGUUAAAGUUAAUUGUGUCCCAAACUAAAUUAAAUAUGGUAUGAGUUAUUGUAUUAUUAACUAUACAAUGUUAUUGUAAAUGAACGAUGUCAAUUUAAUUCUAUACAUAUUACAGGUAACCCAGCUAUGUUAUAUGUUAGAUGCGAUAUUAAAAUAUAAAGCUAAUGACCUCGUUGAAGACGAUUCGUGGGGAACUCCGGCUUCUGACAACAAAUCAUCGAAAAGAAGUGCACAAAUUACUGAUGAAAUGGAAGCAAUUUUUAUUUCGUCUUUAUAUUGUUCAUUGGGAGCAGCGAUCGAAGGCAGUUCUCGACUAGUAUUUGACGAGUUUGUAAAAAAAAUAUCGGGAUUGAUGAAAUUUGAUGACACUCCAUUAAAAAAAGCUACUGUUGGUAAGAUUCUUUUUUUAGGAUUAUAUAUUUUAGAUAUAUUUUUGGAAGAUUUCUAUUUCAAUUAAGAACCAUGUAUACAAGCAAGAAAAAAUGGUUAUUUUAAAAUAAUUAUUUCUCUUUUGUAUUAUGAUAGUUUCUUUUAAUAUGGUUCUGUGGUUCUAUCUAUGUCAUAUUAACAGACUAAAUAUUAUUUAAAUUUGUACAUUACAUAGGGUUUAUUCCAAAUACUGAGGAAUCGUGGUACGAAUAUUUUUUGGAUAUUGAACAAAAAACUUGGAUCCCGUGGAACACUCUAGUAGCUAACUAUGAACAUAAUCCAAAUACAAAAUUUAACGAAAUACUAGUGCCUACUGUUGAUUCAACACGAGUAACAUGGCUACUGGAUCUUAUGACUACCGUAAAACGUCCAGUGAUUCUCAUUGGUGAAACUGGAACGUCGAAGACAGCAACAAUGCAAAACUUUCUUAGAACACUUGAUCCCGAUAAAUUUGUUUGAAUUCAUUAAUUUCAAUUUAUUUAAACAAUUAUUUAUUUUACUUGAAAUAUUUUUAUUUUUAGAUUCAAGCAAAUUUUAAUUUUUCGUCUAGAACAACGUCUUUAGACGUGCAAACGAGCUUGGAAUCAAAUGUUUCUAAACGAAAUAAAAAUAACUAUGGACCACCUAUAGGUAAAAAACUCGUUUGCUUUAUAGACGAUAUGAACAUGCCUCAAGUGGACACAUAUGGUACUCAACAACCAAUAGCACUACUAAAACUAUUUUUAGAACUAGGAGGAAUGUAUGAUCGUUCUAAAGAAUUAAGUUGGAAGUCUUAUGUUGAUAUAUGUACGGCGUUAACUUUUUUCAAUUAAAUACACUGGUGUUAUACUAAAAACAUUAUAUAUGGUUUCUUUAGAUUUUUAUGCAGCUAUGGGAAAAUCCGGUGGUGGUAGAAACGUAGUAGAUCCAAGAUUUGUCUCGAUGUUUUCCGUUUAUUGUAUGGUAUUUCCUUCGGACUACACUAUAAAUCACAUAUUUCACUCAAUUCUUUCGGGACAUACGUAUAAUUUCAACGAUGAUGUAAAAGCAACUGUACCCGAUAUAUUGAAAAUGACAUUAAAGUUAUAUAAGGUAAGUUUGAAAAUUAAUUUCACAAAAGAAAUGUGAAUUAUAAAAAUAUAUGUAUUAUACAUGAAUAUUUCUCUUUUUCAAGAUAAUAAUAGUAGAACUUCCACCAACUCCUUCUAAGUUUCAUUACAUAUUUAAUCUUCGUGAUAUCAGUAAGAUCAUUAGUGGAAUGCUUUUCACAAACCCGUCAAUUUUUGACAGUGUUUUAAGUUUUGUAAGAGUAUGGAGAAAUGAAUUCACACGCGUUAUAUGCGACCGAUUUAAUAGCGAGCAGGUACUAUAAGUAUAACUAGUUAUUAAAUUGUAACUUAUAAACUAUGUUUUUAUCGUAAUUUAGGAUGAAAAAUUGAUAACAUCGAGACUAGAAGAAACUCUAGAUAUAUUUUUCCCAAAUGAAAAACACGAAGUUCUAGUAAAUCCUUUACUUUUCGGGGAUUUUAAAAAUGCUCUAGACGAAAAUGGUAAACAACAGUUGUAUGAAGAUUAUGAAACAUAUGAAAUCGUGCAGGGAAUAUUCGAAAACGUAACAUUAUACAUCAAGAAAUAAUAAACAUAGGCGCAAAUGGAAGGCUUUAGGAGCUGAGUCCCCCAACAAUUUAAAUAGCCCCCCAAAAACCCUCCCAAGUUAUUUUUCUACUUAUUGAAUUUUUUAAUAGUUUAUAAUAUUUGUUUAUAAUAAAAAAUAAAUUAUAAAUAAUGAAUUUACCAUUGGUAAAAAGUGAAUGAAGAAAAUAAAAAAAAAUUUUACGACAAUCAAACAUUAAACAAAUAGCAUAAUUCACAAACUGUAUUUAUCAUGAUGUUAUUUAUGAAUUAUAAUAUUAUCAUAAUACUGUAGGUACAUUAUAAUAAUAAUAUGUAGAUCAAAAUAUAUAUGUACUAAAAAUAAGUUAGUUACGUGGCCUAUUAAAAGAUUUUCAUCGCAGUCUCGCAAUAUUAAACAUUGAAAAAGAUAUUGCAGUAGAUAAUGAAGUAUAAUAGAUGAAUUUGUAAAAGUAACCGAAGAAUACAACUUAAUAUUAGCCAAUAACUUUUCUAUAUUUAAUGUCACAUUAAAAAAGUAAAUUUAAUUUGUUUUAUGUUAACAUUAUUCUGUUGUUACUUUUUGAUUAAAAAAGCCAUUCGUAUAAUUUGUUUUAUGCUGUAAAAUAUUUAUUCUAUAUUAUAGAUAUAAUUUUGAAAUAUCUAUUAAAAGUAGAUAAAAUAAUAUGUAAGAAAAAAUACGUAUUAAAUUGUAUUCUACUUAGGUUUACAUUUAUGUUACAUUAGAAAUCGAACGGAGUGAGACAAAUUUUUAGAUGUUUAGAACUUCCACAAUAUUGCUUCAUUGAGUAACUAAGGCUUCACCCCUCCUCUCCCCCAAAUUUUAAACCCUAUUUGCGCUUAUGUUCAUAAAAUAUCCUUAAAAUAAAUAAUACAAAUUGUAAAAUAGAUUUUAACGGAAUAUAACGAAGGGAAACAACAAAUCGAUAUGGUAUUAUUUAAUAUGGCGUUAGAACAUUUGACUAGAAUUCACAGAGUAUUAAAAAUGGAUACUGGACACAUAAUGCUUAUAGGUGUCGGAGGAAGUGGAAAAUCGUUAAUGACUAAACUCGCAGGUUUUACUGCAGGUACCUACAUUUGUAUUUUGAAAACUCAGAUUAAUAUAUUAAAAAAAUAAUUUGUACAUUAUUUUUUAGGAUGUGAAAUUUUUUCAAUUAUUUUAAGUAAAGGAUAUAACGAAGUUUUAUUUAAAGAAGAUCUAAAAACAUUAUUUUUGAUGAUAGGCGUAGAAAACAAAAAAAUAGUUUUUUUCUUAACUCAAUCUCAAAUUUCUGAAGAAAGUAAAAUUAACAUAGAUAAUAAUAAAAAACUUGUUUUUUACAUUUUAUACAUUAAAAAAAAAUACAAAUGUGUACACUUGCUUUAAAGGUUUUUUAGAAACUAUCAACAAUAUAUUAAUGGUUGGAAUGGUCCCAGCUUUGUUUACAGAAGAGGAAAAAGAUGGAAUAAUAAAUGAAGUUAGAAAUAAUUCUAUUAAAGAUGGUUUUGGAAAUACUAGGUGAGUAAGCUUUUAGUUUAAAAUCACAAAACAAAUCAACCAGUUUAAAAAUGCAUAGCACAUACAAACAGUGGAGUAGUUAAGGGGGGAAAGGUUUGAACGUCUUUAGCUCUUUUGAAUAGAUAAUAACUCGUAAAAUUCAUAAAAUGAAUCAUAAUUUUCUUUUAUUGUGUAAAAUAAUUAGGAAUAAUUAAAGUUUACAAAUAACAUUCGGCUAAUUAAAUUUGUAUUAUUUAAUAAUUGAAUACCUUAAUUAUUAUAAUACAACUGGUACAAGUUUGUAAAUUGCUUAGUUCAUAGUGUUCAUAUUACAAGACAUGUCUAUGCAUCAGAUUUUUUUUAACCACACCCCCCCUUCUUUGACUAAUCCCCGACUACACCACUGCAUGCAAGUUAUACAUUGUAAUAAACCUACUAAAAUCUAUAUCUAUCAAAAAUUAUUUUUACAGAGAUUCAUGUUGGUCAUAUUUUUUAAGAACGUGUAUAAACAAUCUCCAUGUAGUUCUCUCCAUGUCACCAGGAGAUGAACUUCGGACAAGAUGUCGUAAUUUUCCAGGUUUAGUCAAUAAAACAUAUAUAAACUGGCUUUUCUCUUGGCCUGAACAAGCUUUAUAUGCUGUCGCACAAUCUUUUAUAAACAAGGUAGGUAGAAAACAUAUAAACUAAAAAUAAUUAUAGCAUACUAUUUUAAAACUACUGGUUUUUUCAGGCAUCUUUAUCAAUAAAGGAAGAUCAAAAAGAAAUUACUAUAAACCAUAUUGUUUAUACGCAUCAAUCUAUGCACUACUAUACUAAUGAUUUUUUAGUAAAAUUAAAACGCAAAAAUUAUCUUACGCCUACACAUUAUUUAGACUUUAUAAAUUUAUAUAUAAAUCUAAUCAAUGAAAAAUCAAUUAAUACUAAAAAACAAGUAAUCAUGUGUUUAGCAUAGAAACUAAUAUUAUCAUAACUGUAUUGGCCACAGAUGCACGAUGCACUUGCGUCCUAUAAAAAUAUUAUAUAUUAUAAUCUUACAGAUAAUCUAAAAUUACUACUUAAUGCGUAGUCAUAUAUUACUAUUUUUUAAGACAAAUUUUUAAUUUAAAAAUAUUACUUAGCGACCAUCACCGGUACGAUGAAACUGUUUUUAUUUUUAACAUACACAAAAUAUUAUUUUAAAUGUAUCCGAAUUGGUUCCCGAGCUCAUACCCCACAUGCUGAAUUGGUUCCCGUUUAAUACCUACAUUUAUACAAAAAAAACAAUAAAUAUAGGUAUAAUGUACUACAUUUUUAAACUUUUAUUCAACUUUUAUUAUAUUAAAGCAAGUAUUUUAUAUUUAUCAAGUUAAUAAAAUAAUGUUAUAUCGGCGUAUUGCCAAAAUACCGCAAUCGAUUAAGAUAAUAUCUAUCCAUCUGGAUAUACGUAUACCAACUAUACCAAGUGAUUCAUUUAAAUGGGUACACUCAUUAUCUCGGAAAGUAUUAACUUUUUCCAGAAUUUAUUUUCUAGAACAUUUAAGAAACAAGGUGCUCCAUAAUUUUAUAUUUGUGUUAUUUUUUGUCACCCUUAUUUUUGAGGAGUAAAACAACUACCUACUUUUGAUUUUUAAAUAGCAUCGUAUAUUAAAAAAUCCAUAAAUAGAUUGAGUAUUAGUUAAAAUAAAUUUUGAUGUUAACAUUUUUGAUUUCCGUUGAUCCGUUAACGAGAUAUUCCACUUUUACGUUUGGGUUGGAGGAGAGUAGUGGAGUAUCAUUAGGAUGGAGGUACGACCCGCGCGUCGUGUUAAUAAUGCACCAAUACUCUUCUCCAACCUAAAAUUAAAAGUGGUAUAUCUCGUCAACAACUUGACUGAAAUAAAAAAUGUCAACAUUAAAAUUUUGUUUAACUAACACUCCAUCUAUUUAUGGACUUUUUAAUAUAGGUUGCCAUUUGAAAACCAAAAGUACGUAGUUGUUUUACCCACAAAAAUAAGGGUGACAAAAAUUAACAUAAAUUUUCAAUUUUGGAGCAGCUUGUUUCUUAAUGUUUUAGAAAACAAGUUCUGGAAAAAGUUAAGACUUUCCGAGAUAAUGAGUGUACCCAAUUAAAUGAAUCACCUGGUAUAGCUAUACAUUAUAUCGAAUAUAAAAUACAAAAAUGUUUCUAGUAUAAAAUCGAAGUAAUUCUAAGUUGACAGUUCUGGGCCAGGAAGAAUGGGAAGGAAAUUGUGUGUAUUUGACUAUCUUACUGCAAUGGGAACCAAUUCGACCAGUAGUGGAUACAUUACAAAUUUAAACAGGAACCUGUUGCUCACCUUCACAUAAAAUACCUUUUUACAAAUGAAAUCCAAUUCGGCCAAACGGGAAUCAAUUUGGAUACACCCAUUUUUUCUGGUGGCAUUUUGUAUGAAACAUUUUACAUUUCCAAAAUUCACCCGAUAAGUCCAUUUUUGAUUUUUGUUUACAAAUCAUAAAUUUACGAUUAGGUAGAAGGCCCUAAAUUAUUCUAAUCAUACUUUAAAAGAUGCAGAAUUUUUGUCCAGUUUAAUUAAAAAAUAUCUAGAUUCCCAACAACUUUUCUAUAAAAUUUAAAGAACUAAUAACAAAAGAUGAUACAUUAGUUUUAUUUUUAUUAAUUUUUUGGUUACCUUAGCUACGAACCGAAAAACCAUCACUAUAUUAUUACUAAUAUUACUUAUCUCGGAAUUGAUUUUUUGUUUUUACGCUACUGGUUUAGGAUUUUUUUUAAGUAUUAACAGCAACCACUCCAUAAGAGUAGCCAAUAUGGGCCUAAAUAUUAUUAUACUAGUACGUAAAAAUGUAAUAAUUUAAUAUAUUUAUAGUGUGAAAGACUGCUGGUCGGUUUAAAGAAAAUUGAAGAAGCUACAGCACAAUUAAUAGUUCUUAACGAACAUUUAGAGAUACAGAAAGUUGUUGUAGCCGAAAAAACGUUGGCGUGUGAAAUAAUUUUAGUGGAAAUUGCUGAAGGUUUAUAACAAUAUUGUUAUUUAAAUAAUUUAAAAUCGGGUUUAUACUUGCCUACAAUAUAGCAUGUGCUCAUGUUUCGUACCGUACAAUUCAUAAUACCUAUAUUGUUAUACUUUUGUUAGUCCAAUUCUAUAAAAUUUGCCUUCGACCUUGAAGGCUUGAGCGCAUACUAUUUUGUUUUUCAAUAAUUGGAUACCUACACUGUUUAGAAGCAUUUUAGUUAGGUAUUAUCAAUCAUGCAAAAUAUGUUGAUUAUUUAUGUAUACAUUUUAUUUUGAAUACAGCUUCCAAGGAAGCAAAUGUAAAAAAAGAAAUUGUCGUUGAAAAAUCUUUUGAGGCCAAUGAAGCGGGUAAAAUAAUAGCCAUCGAGAAGGAAGAAGCUCAAGAAAUAUUAAAUCAAGCAUUACCCACGUUAUUUGAAGCGAAGGAAGCGUUAAACAAUUUAAAUAAAAGCGAUAUAACAGAAAUCAGAUCAUUUGCUACGCCACCAGAACCCGUCCAAGUUGUAACAGAAUGUGUAGCAUUACUUUUGGGUUACAAAGAAAUUGAUUGGAAGGUGUGUAAACAAAUGAUGUCCGACCCACGGUUUUUAAAGACAUUAAGCAAUUUAGACGUUGAGGCUAUCACUCAAAAACAACAGUCUCAAGUUAAAGCAAAACUUAAGGUAGACUAAUCGAUAUUAAUCACAAUUAACAAUAUUCAAAAAUAAUUUUUUACUAAUCAAAUAUUUGAGCAUGUAUUUUUUAUUUUAUUAAAUAUUAGACCUCCAAAAAAAUUGCUAGUAUGGGAGACAUUAGUAAAGCUGGAUUUGGACUACUAUCUUUUGUUAAUGCUGUUUUAGAGUAUUGUCUUGUGUUUAAAGAAGUUAAACCUAAAAAGGAAAAAGUGAAAGCACUCGAACAGGAAUUUGAAAUAGUUUGUAUUAAAUUUUAUAAAAAAAAAUGUAUUUUAAUAUAAAAUACAUUUAUAUUUCAAUUGUGAUAUGAUUAUUAUUUAGGUAACUAAUCAAUUAGAAAAACUAAAUAAAGAGUUGAAUCAAAUAAUGACUACACUAAGUAAAUUAAACGAGAAAUAUGAAAACGCGAUGGCUGAACGAUUGAUUAUUCAAGAAGAAAAAGAUCUCAUGGAACGUAGAUUAAUUGCAGCUGAUAAAUUAAUUAACGGUUUAAGUUCAGAAAAUGUUAGAUGGAAAAUCGAUUUAGCCAAUUUAGAAGAAUAUAUGCAUCAAAUAUUCGGAAAUUGUUUGAUGAGUUCGUCGUUUUUAGCGUACACAGCACCAUUUUCGUACGAAUUUCGUGUUGACAUGGUAUUUAACAAUUGGUAUUUAAAAAUAAUAGAUUCUGGACUACCAAUUAGCGUUCCAUACAAAAUUGAAAUUGAACUUUCCGAUGAAGUUACAAUUUCCAAGUAAUUAUUUUACUAUUGUGAUAUUAAUCUGAUGUUAUAAGUAAACAUAUUAUAUUAGAUUCAGUUUAAAGUAAUUGUUCGUUUUAGAUGGAAUGCAGAAGGAUUACCGUCUGAUGAUUUAUCAGUUCAGAAUGGUAUUCUUACUACGAAAUCAAGUAGAUUCCCAUUAUGCAUCGAUCCACAGCAACAGGUAUGAAUAUAUAAUAUUAGUAACUAAAAAUUGUUUAAAGUGUUUAAAUUUAAAUGUUUUAAUAUAAAAAAAAACAUUAUAUAGGCAUUAAACUGGAUUAAAAAAAGGGAAGAGUCUAAUAAUUUCAAAAUACUGUCGUUCAGCGAUUCCGAUUACCUAAAACAUGUGGAAAAUGCAAUUAUUUACGGAAUGCCAGUAUUGUUUCAAGAUAUAGAAUAUAUUGAUCCAAUAAUUGAAAAUGUUCUAGAAAAAAAUAUAAAAAGUUAUUAUACAAUAUGCAUACCUAUACUAAUAUUUAAAAAUCUUUAUAUAAUUGAAAUAUAAAUUUACUUAGAUGUUUCUGGUCGAAAGUUUGUUAUUUUGGGAGAUAAAGAAGUCGAUUAUGAUCCGAAAUUUCGACUUUAUCUGACUACGAAUAUAGCAAAUCCGUCUUUUAAUCCAACCAUUUAUACAAAAGCAACGGUCAUAAAUUGUUUAAUAACACAAAACGUACUUUUAAUUUAUUAUUAUUAUUAUUAUUGUUAUUAUUAUUAUUAUAUUUUUAGAUUAAUGUAUUAUAGUCUAUAUGCAUUGAUACUAUUAUUGUAACACAUAUUUCAUUUAGGGGCUUGAAGAUCAAUUAUUGGGUAUGGUAGUUAAAAACGAAAGACCCGAUUUGGAAGAACAAAGAGAGUUUUUGGUAAUGGAAACUAGCUCGAAUAAAAAUUUAUUAAAAAAUCUGGAAAAUUCGCUCCUUCGUGAAUUAGCCAACUCUACGGGAAACAUACUAGAUAAUAGUGAACUUGUUGAAACACUGGAAGAAACCAAAUCCAAAGCAAGCGAAGUCAUGUUGAAAUUAAACUUGGCUGCCAAAACUUCUGUAGAACUCGACGUGCUUCGAAACAAAUUCCGCCCAGCGGCCACUAGAGGAGCUAUAUUAUUCUUCGUACUGGCGGAUAUGAGCACGAUUGACGCUAUGUAUCAGAAUUCACUUUCUAGUUACGAACAAGUGUUUGCGAUGUCUUUGAAAAAAGCAAUGACAGAUAUGAUAUUAAUAAAACGAUUAAAAAAUAUAGUCAAUACGUUUACAGAGAAUUUGUACAAAUAUGGAUGUACAGGUAAAAGUUCUUAAUGAAUAUAUAGAUGUGUUAAUAACUCUUUAUUUAUUCUUAGUACAAAUUAAAAUUCGUGAUAAUCUAUAAAUAGGUAUUUUUGAAAGACAUAAACUGUUAUUCUCUUUCCAAAUCACUUUAAAACUUGAAAUGAGUAUAAAUAAUGUAUCGAAAUCCGAGGUAGAUUUUUUCAUCAAAGGAAACCUUACAUUUGAUACAAAUGCGGAAUACAUUAAUCCUAUUGACUGGUUGUCACCGCAAAACUGGAAAGAUAUUGUAAAAUUGACUAAAGAUUUUCCAGAAGUAUUCUCAGACCUGGACAAACACGUCAUAGAUAAUACUACCGAUUGGCAAAAGUGGUAUGAUCUAGAAAUGCCAGAAUCUUCGGAUCCACCUUUUACGAUUCCUGAUACAUUUAACCCGUUUCAUAAACUCAUGUUAUUGCGAUGUUUUCGAGUCGACCGUACAUACCAAGCUAUCACUAAUUAUAUAGCUUUAGUGAUGGGUGACAUGUAUAUCACCACACCUAUUAUUGAUUUUGACAGCAUAUACACACAAACAAAACCCACAAUUCCAGGAUUAUUCAUUUUGAGUCCCGGAUCCGAUCCUACUGUGGAUCUAAUGAAAUUAGGUAUUCGAUGUGGAAUCUCGUCAAAUAUGUUUAAGUUUUUAUCAUUGGGACAGGGGCAAGAACAAGUAUUUCGAAACUAAAAUAUCAUUAUCAAUUUACAUAUAAUAUGAAUAUUACCCACUCUUACAGGUAGCGCUUAAGUUAUUAAAUUCAGCAAUGACUAACGGUCAUUGGAUAAUGUUUCAAAAUUGUCAUCUAUUGAUAUCUUUUCUAUAUGAUCUCGAGAAAGUAUUAGAUAGAACAAAUCAAAUUCAUCCAGAUUUUAGACUAUGGAUAGCAACCGAAGCAACCCCUUCAUUUCCCGUAGCAAUAAUACAAAGAUCUUUAAAAGGUACAUAUCUAAAUAUGAUUUAUUAUAAAAAAACAUCUCGAUUAUUGUAUAACUAUACUUACAUUUUUAGUGGUAACCGAGGCACCAAAUGGACUAAAAUUAAAUAUUAAAAACACUUAUGUUAAAUUAAAACAAGAAACUUUAGAUGAAUGUAGCCACCCAGCAUACAAAUCUUUAAUUUAUGUGCUUUCUUUUUUUCACGCAGUUGUUCAAGUAAUAAAUAUUAUAUAAUAAUACAAAUUAUUAAAAUGGUUAAUACUGGUAAAUAUAUAAAGUAAAUAAAUAUAUAAAUAAAAUAAAUAAAUGAAUGAAUGCGUCGCCAAGAGUAUUAUAAGUGUAUUAUACGACCGAUUUCGAAUUAAAAAUUGGUAUAUCACAGUCAAAAUGGCGACACAUUCAUUCAUUUAUUUAUUUUAUUUUUAUACAUACACUUUUAAUUUGUGUAUUUAUUUACUUUAAAUAUUAAUUUUUAUAUCCUAUUUAUUAUUUUUAUUAUAUGUUUAAUAAUUUAGGAAAGAAGAAAAUACGACAAAAUUGGCUGGAAUAUUUCUUAUGACUUUGGAGAAACUGAUUUUACAGUUUGUGUGCAAAUACUGACAAAUUACUUAACUAAAACUAAGGCUGAAGGAGUAGAAGCUAAAAUACCGUGGGACACGUUAAGAUAUUUGAUCGGGAAAGUCAUGUACGGUGGACGUGUAAUUGAUAGUUACGAUCAGAGAAUUGUAAAUACAUUUAUGGAAGAAUAUUUUGGAGAAUUCAUGGUCGACGAGUUUCAAAAAUUUUAUUUCUAUCACGACGAAACGGUCAGUUACAUUUUACCAGAUGACGGCGAAAAAGAAGAUUACUUAAGUAUGUAUUAUUAAAAUGUAAUAUAGAUACGUAUUUUAUUUUUGUUCAAACUUAAAGCUAUGACACACAUAACCUACUUUUAGAUAUAAUCGAAGAACUACCUUUGAACAACGGUCCCGGUGUACUUGGUUUACAUUCUAACGCAGAAGUUGGCUAUUUUACGAAAGCAGCAAAAGACAUAUGGUACAAUCUAGUUAAAUUACAACCACAAACUGGUACCUAAGUUGAUCAUUUAAAUAUAUUUAGCAAUAUACCAAAUGCAUAAUGUAUUAUCUGAACAUAUAUUUAUGUAUCUUAAGAAUCGAAUAGUUCUGGGAUAAGUCGCGACGAAUUUAUUAAUUCUAUAGCUGAAGAUAUUUUACAAAAAGUACCUAGUUUAUUCGUCAUCAGUAAUGUCAAACAGUUUUACGAAAAGAAUUUUACACCUAGUACUGUUGUGUUACUACAGGAGUUGGAAAGAUUCAAUUUGCUCAUUGAUAAAAUUAGUUUUACUUUAACGAUGCUUCAAAAAGUACAGUUUCCCUAAUGAUAAUAAAUAUUAUUCUUAUGUUAAAUUGAAAAAAAAAACUAAAAUUAAAAUUAGACUUACCUAUUAGGCUUUAUUGGGUGAAAUUGGAAUGGACGCUAUUUUAGAAGACGUGUCUUUAUCGCUGUACAAUGGUCAAAUACCGCAGGUCUGGAUGAAAUUGGCACCACAAACAUGUAAAAGUCUCGGUGGGUUUAUAGAUCAUUUUGUUGCCAGGACCAAACAAUACGAACAGUGGGUACGAUAUUAUAGUUUUACUUUUUUUUUUAAAUAUGAAAAUAAAAUUGAUACAACUAAAUGAAUAAAUGAAUAUUACAGAGCGGUAUAGAAGAACCUCAAGUCAUGUGGUUGGCUGGUCUUCAUGUACCUGAGUCAUAUUUAACGGCUAUUGUGCAGAUAGCUUGUAGGAAAAACGGAUGGUCAUUGGAUAAUUCUACUCUAUAUACGUCAGUCACACAAUAUAAAAAUGAAAAUGAUAUAAAAAUGGACAAUCAAGAAACUGUAACGGUAAUGGUAAACCACCAAGGGUCCUAAAUUUGUGACCCAUACAAUCUCAAAUAAUACUUGUGAUUUUUAUAAAUCAGCAAAUAAUUUGAUGAUGAGGACAGCCAGGGUAUGCAAGGUGGGAGAUCGGGUAGGGUGGAAGUUUAGAACAAGGGAGGCGGAUUUCAAAUAGUUGGGAUGAAAGCCAAGGAGAAGAUUUAAUUCUCUUCAGAAAGUAUUAUUGAUCCUGUGAUACAGAAUUAAUAUACUACCUAUUUUAUUAAUUUAGCCAUGGGAACAACCAAAUAUUGCAUUAUAAUACACAUUUUGAUUAUAACUACUUAAAAAUACAAAUAUAACAAUGCGUAGUAUCAAUGAAGAGGAUCAUGGUCAAUGGGGUUCCUACCUCAUGGAUUCUACUCUAUAAACACUCUGUUGACUAGCCACUGUAAAUCUACAAAAUAAUACAAAUUAUUUAUAAUAGGUCCGAGGUCGUCAAUGAUAAAAUAUAAAAAUGUAUAUAAUUAAGAAGGUACUAACAGGUACUGUCAUAAUAUCAGUGAAAAUAAAGAUCAUAAGAUAAGUACCUACCCUUUUUAUCAGAGUAAUACUUUAUACUAAUAACUGAUAUUUCAAUGUAAUAUGUUAAAUAUAAAUCGUACAUUAACAGGUGUUUGUUUGGAGUGUACAUUGAAUAGGUUUUACAAUCAGACUAUGUUAAUAUUAUUUAUUGAUAUCAACUCGGCCCUACUCUAUGAUGUUAUACUGUUUCAACUAUGUUAUUAAUUAUAAUACUAUUACAUGAUUAAUCUAUAUAUAAAACCAAUUGUCGUGAUUAUAAUGAAUAAUAUAUAACCAUGACCUAGCCUCUUUAAUCGUCUAAUAAAAUUUUAAUUAAUGCAUUCACUUUUGCAGGGCUGCUUUAUAAGUGGAAUAUAUAUUGAAGGAGCACGUUGGGACUUGGAAAACCAAUGUUUAGCUACCUCGAAAUCAAAAAUAUUAAUAGAAGACCUUCCAAUAAUCUCAAUUUUACCAAUUGAAUCCAACAAACUUAAAUUACUGGUAUUGUAUAUAUAUUUUAUUAUAUAUGUAUUGUAUUUAUAUUAAAACAAUAUAAUUAUACCUUUUUUAAAUUACAUUAUAAUUUGAUUAUGAGUCACAGCUAUAAAAUAUAUUUUCAGAAUACCAUUCGUACUCCAGUCUAUACUACAUCUCUACGAAGAAAUGCGAUGGGCAUAGGAUUAGUAUUUGAAGCGGAUUUAAAAACUAAUGUCCAUAACAGUUUUUGGAUUCUACAGGGUGUAUGUUUAAUAUUAAAUUGUGAUUGA